Molecule: messenger RNA, 2758 nt
Organism: Haliotis rubra (blacklip abalone)
Lineage: Eukaryota; Metazoa; Mollusca; Gastropoda; Lepetellida; Haliotidae
Product: ras-related and estrogen-regulated growth inhibitor-like
Exons: 4
Coding region: 1315-1956 (213 amino acids)
Molecular function (GO): GTP binding; GTPase activity
Source: RefSeq, a predicted model, not a curated record
CACAAGAGGCUCUCGACGCGACUCCUCCCAACACCAGAACCCUAGCGGCAGCAUGGAGGGGACAGUGUGUGAACAGCUGGUUAGAAUCGGAGGAAUCUGCCGGCAUACCUCGACAGCGCAAGGGAUAAAACAAAGGAGUUAUGAGGGAGACAUUGAUUGGGUAUCGAGUUUGCCCUAAGGAGCGGGAUCUCCACAAGCUUCGCAGUGUCGGCAAGGCCAGGUCGUGCCUCACUCUUCUCAAUUGCUUGUCAGUUUUAUAUGCGCCUUUCUAAACACAUGUUCUCAAUUGUUUUCGAAAGUUCACUGUUUGCGGGAUGCAGGUCUGAUCUUUGAAGGGCAUUGCAAUUUUAUGGAUUUGCUAACCAUUACAUUUCAAACAGCUUUCUUGUGCGAGGAUAGGAAGUAGGCUCAACUCAGUUCUCAGUGUUGAACGAUAGCACAUGAUAUCAGAAAUCUACAUCGACACAGAGACGGGCUUACGCUCCCAGAAAACGUAUUUACCCAGGGACACGAUCCCUGCCUGUGCUUUCCUCAUUCAACUCGCGUGCCUCCAGAACGAGGUGGGGAAACCCGACCCCGGUUCGAAGCAGACGACACGCUGAUCAGUUGAGCGAGGAUUUCAAUACGCGCUGGUCGACUGACUUCAGCUGUCUGUCAUUUUCUCCCCACCAGCAGGAUUAUCGGACAUUGAGAGACACGGGAACACAGGGACCAACACUGACAUAGCCUGCGCACGCUGCUGUGGAUACAUGGAAGUGUUUCUCUGGCGACAUAACUGGGUGUUCAACAUAUACGACCCUUCACUUGUUAUCAAUCCGGGGGAGCAUUUGGUGUUUAUUGACGAAUGCUUGUGACUGAUAUCAUGUGUAGCCCGCGUGUCUACAGAGGACUGUGUUUCUGCACAGAUGUACACAGAGAGUGUUUGUGAGCUGGGCUUGUACUAGUGAGGGUGUACUACAGAGGGUUAUUGUUAAUCAGCGGUGUCAGCUUCACUGCACUCCACCCUGCCGGCGAGAGGAGGGGCUUUGGAGUGAAACUUCUCCCAACAAGUCAACACGUUUCGUCGUCUGCUUGUCCAAACCCCAGUCGACAAAUAUCUGAUACGUCCAGCGUUGGCUUGAAAUGUGUAUUUAAACAGUUGAACUGUUUAUUGUGUUUUCACCUGUGUUUUCCACAACUUUUAAUUCAAGGCUCCGGCGAUUAAAAUCUUCCAGGUCUUGUUGGAUGUAUUCAGUGUAAGGAACUCGCUUGCUACUCGUGCACUCUAAGCUGUGACGGAUGUGAUGUUAUUACCAUGAUGGGUGUACUAGACAGAUGAGUUCCAGCACUAUCACUAUGAACUCCGGGAGCAAGGUGAAACAACCUGACAGCAAGAUUGUCGUCAUGGGCAAACCUGGAGUAGGGAAAUCAGCACUGGUGGUGCGGUUCCUCACCAAGAGGUUUAUAUGGGAGUACGACCCGACGCUAGAGUGCACGUAUAAACACCCCACCAACGUGGACGACGAGCCCGUGCUGAUGGAAAUACUUGAUACAGCUGGAAUUCAGGAGGACACCAUACACCGGGAGGGCUCUGUCCGGUGGGCGGACGGCUUCGUGCUGGUCUACGCCAUCAACGACCGCCAGAGCUUCGAGGAGAUGGUGAAGAUGAAGGAGUAUCUAGAUGACCUCAAGAAGACCAAUGUGCAAUGUGUGCUGGUGGGAAACAAAGUCGACCUGCUACAUGAACGCAAGGUGGAGACAACCGAAGGUCAGACACUGGCCCAGGAUAUGGCUUGUGCGUUCUUCGAGACUUCCGCUAGUGAUGGCGGCCCGGACAUAUCCGAACUGUUCCACGAACUACAUCGUGAAGUGCGGCGUAGGAAAAUGAUAGAGAACAAAGGACGACGGAGAAGUAGUGCACAGCAAGUCCGUCACGUGUUCAAUAGGAUGCUGAAUAAGAUAGGAAACACUACAUGAAAGCGCGGGUUGUAGACACUCUAAACUGUGAUAAACUGUGAUGCUCGAGAGGAAGUGACGUCAUUGUCAGGGUCACGUGGAUCUGGAUUACAGAAAUGAUGGCUUGUGUUUUGACCCUUGUAUCUAGUAAUUUGUCAAACGUUUCUCUGACGGAUUUAUGUUGUAUGUGGAUGAACAUCUGUGAUAAGUUAGAAGCGCUAAGAACGCGAAUGCCAUCCUAUCCUACACUGCUUCAGUGAAAACUGAUUCUGCUUGACGCACCGAGCAGUAUCGCGAGAAGUAGAGACACCUGGGUCAUCUUCCACGAAGUCAUCAUAGAGGCUGUCGUAAAGCACACCUGUUAGCAGUGAGUAGCGAUAACCUCCCCCCUGUUUAUGGUAACAGGGCGACUAACCAAGUGUAUAACACACUCAUUUACACAGAUAGGCUCGAGGGUUUAACGAGGAUGACUAAGCGAUGUUGACAACGACGACAAGCCACUGCGCAGAUCGGGCAGAAAGUGCCUCCCUGUCGGCUUAAACAGUAUGAAUAUAUUGUCAGACAUCAGUCUUACUUUCUGGAGUUUUAUCAGAAGUAUUAUUUAUUUGUCCGCCAGAAUCCACUAGAAACAUUACACACGUACUGCACGUAGUGACGUCAUUGACAGUGCGUGCAUGUUGUGUAUUACCAUGAACGACCGGGUGAGUUAACAUUCCUGCACGUGCACCAACACACGUUGUUCUCACUGUACGACUCACGAAGAAAUAUGUAUCACCUUUGUGAACAAAUAUGUACACAAAAUAUACAAUAAAAUAUUCAAAUA